Messenger RNA from Porites evermanni, 978 nucleotides. The record is from the annotation of a GenBank genome assembly. NCBI's taxonomy places the organism in Eukaryota, Metazoa, Cnidaria, Anthozoa, Scleractinia, Poritidae.
AUGCAGAGCUCAGUAUAUGACGCAGAGCAAGAAGUUUGGCUUCCGAGAAACAUAAAAUGCCUGGAUGCAGAAGUAGCCUUGCCAAAUGUCAGUGAUUUGAAAGUUAAUCAUUUUAUAAAAAGUCUUGAUAUUGGUCAUGUCUGCCAAAUAUCAAACUAUCCUGGAGUAUCACAGACAGUCACAGGAUUGGUUUUUAUGAUUCUGGACUUGCAUUUGCGAUUGCCUCGUUUACACAAACAAUUAAUUUGGUUUAAAGGCAACAAGUACCACUUUAUUUUUCAGUUUUCUGACGACAGGGCUCCAGAGACUAGUAAACUGACAAUGUCCAUUGGCACAUUGACAUGCUGGAACUUAGCAUCAAGGGUAAGGAGUAGGGAAUUCCAUUACUUACUCCAUUUUCUGAGUGUCUCAGGGAAGCAGUCAGUAAUGGAAGACAUCAGGAAGCAGCACAACGACGAGAUAAGGGUAUUGGAGGGGAAUAUUCUGACUGUUCGUGGUCAGCAGUGUACACUUGAAUUUCAACCAAGCGAAGAUCAGUCAUGGCAAAGCUGGGCUAAAAAUGAGCUGAACCAAGCAGCAACGUAUCCCUCACCUUAUGCUAAUGUUCAUCAAGGACAGUUGUCUAAGAUGGGCAGAACUAUAGGGAAUGAUAGUAACUGUACAUGGCAAGUGCCCACGCAAGAAAGACGCCAAGAAGACUUGGGUAAACUUCAAGCCUUCCAAAAGACCUUUCCAAAACAUCUUAACCCAACCCAGGGCCACAAAAAAAAAACAUUAGGAUUCAUGGCUAACAAUGGCUUUCGCCAGCUUAAGGAACCUAGAAUAGGGGAAUUUGCCAUCUUACAAAGGCCAGAGCCUGUACAUAAUGAAAUAAAUGCCUGGCAACACAUCCCUAACAUGAUUUAUAAGGAAGCACUCAGAGAAACAAUGUGGAUUUAUUUUUUAGAAGUAUUAAGUUCUCCAGUUGACACAACAUAA